This is a messenger RNA of Anopheles nili, 3256 nucleotides long. RefSeq names its product NFX1-type zinc finger-containing protein 1. Gene Ontology annotation, cellular component: nuclear RNA-directed RNA polymerase complex. Gene Ontology annotation, biological process: regulatory ncRNA-mediated heterochromatin formation. Bases 1 to 3132 code for a protein of 1043 amino acids. Gene Ontology annotation, molecular function: helicase activity; ATP hydrolysis activity. The transcript has 6 exons. Lineage: Eukaryota; Metazoa; Arthropoda; Insecta; Diptera; Culicidae. The record is from RefSeq and is a predicted model, not a curated record.
AUGUCGAAAUUGAUUCAUCAGGACGAAGACAGUGAUAGCGAUGAUUGGUUCAACAAAGAUGAAAACGAUUUUGUUGUAAAAGUUGGAACUCAACAAAACAAUGAUGGAACAAUUGAAGCUUAUGAUGAACAAACUGGUGUCAACAGGCCCGGCAUGUCCGUACGGGAAAUGAUAAAUAAUUUAAAACUUCCUUUAAACGAUUUUGAUGGCAAUUAUGUGGAAUCGUUUAACAAUGCUGACAUUGCUCGCACAUCUAAGUUUAAUAUUCCAAAAAGUGCACCAGGGAAGUAUAUCCAACCAAUUCCUUUGACGAAACUGAUGAAUAUAGCUGAAAAUGAGACGGUCUCUAUGUUUGCUGAUAUUAACGCGGAAAAAGACGAAUUUGUAGCGACAUUAAUGAAAAGAACGUACGGCGAAGCUCUGCAAUUAGUUAUUAUGAAGGUGAUGAUAAAACUCGGGACGAUUCCGAUGUAUGAAACGGUAAAGCAGUUUUUCAAAAUACUAUUCGCGCAAACCCAAUUUUGGGAUCAGCUACAAAAGUUUUUUCAGCAAUCUACGGAACAACGAAAGCGAAAAAAAACGAAAAACAAAAUUAUUAGACCAACCGUAUCCAAAGAGGAAAUGAUUGAUAUUAUGCUAAAAUUUCUCACCGAGGCUAAACGUCACGUUUCAUUUGAAAAGCAUGUAAUAGAUUUUUGUGAAAAUUUAAAAGAGAUGUCCUCGGAUAGCGCGCGUAACCAAAACGAGGUAUUCAGUGAGUUGAUAACAUUUGUUACGAAAAAACGAUCUUGCAAAAAAGUUAGUAUUUAUCCAACCAUUCGAGAGCUUAGAGCCGAGAUAAGCUCUUCAUUAGAUUUGCAAAAAAAUAUCGUUAAAGGAAAAUACCAGAGCGUAGAGCAUUAUUUGGAAGUACAUUUAAAUCUAUUGAAGGAAGAUUUUCUAAUCCCAAUGCGCACAGGAAUAGAAAUGUAUCGUAAGUUUGUAGAAAAACAUGGAGCAAGAAAAUCAUUCAUUGGUGAUGAGCUUCGAGUUCACUAUCCCGUCAAGCUUUUUCUCCCCAGUUUGGUAAACCGACAUACAGCUAAAGAUCAGUUAGUUCUAGUAGAUUUAGAUCCGACUGAGCGUGGAUAUAUGAACUUCAGUGCCAGAUAUAGGCGGCUUGCGCUACCGAGCACUAAACGAUUAAUGAGCGGAUCGAUGGUGUUGUUCAGUAGUGGACCGGAACUGACCGAUCUGAUUGUAGCGACCAUAAGCAACCGCGAUGCGGCACAACUGCUCGACGGAUACAUUUACGUGGAGUUUAUAUGCCUGGAACAGGAAACGGAGACGGAAGGGAAACUGAACUCAGGUUACACGAAUAUGGUAAUAUUUGAUCGCCCUUUACUGAUGAUCGAGAGUGGAAUAUUUUUCGAGCCAUAUCAUCAGACUUUCAAUGCGCUAAAGCGUUUGCGAGAAGAUGAUUUCCCACUAAAAUCGUAUAUUGUUGAUGUGACGUUACCAGGCACAUGUUUGCCCGAAUAUCUGUGUCGACGGAAUGGCCAUCUCUUCAGCUAUGGUGGAAUAGAGUUUGAUCUAAAAAAAGUAACCAGUUGGCCGUCUACUGCAUUAGCCGCUGCUGUUGGAUUAAAGUCUUCUCAGUUUGAGGCAUUCCGAAUGGCGCUAACUAGUCAGUUCGCUCUGAUCCAGGGUCCUCCGGGAACAGGCAAAACGUUCCUUGGAUUACGGAUAUUAGAGACACUGCUUGCCAAUACGAGCGAACAGAUUUUACUCAUCUGUCUGACAAACCACGCAUUGGAUCAGUUCUUAUGCGGCGUGACACGUUUUACGAACAGCAUCGUCCGGAUGGGUGGUCAAUCGAAGCACCCCCUGCUGGACGCGUACAACGUGAAACAGCUGCAGGAGGAUGAAGGAAUCGAUAAGCGUUUGCGUAUAAGUUAUUACAACGCGAAACAAGAGUAUUUGAAACUAGUUGACCGAUUCGAUCAAUUGCAGCAAAGCCAGCAGGAACAAGAUGAAUCGAAAGCUAUGAGCAAAGCGAUUAUUCAAUGUAUGGAAGAAAUGCUGCAUGCAUCCCAUCGUCUAAACGAACUAAGUCAACUUAGUACUCUGAAGCUAGUGCAGAACAUUCGUGUUGUAGCCAUGACAACAACGUAUGCUGCUCGAAACCGCACGUUGCUCGAACUUCUUCGCACACCAAUAGUCGUAAUUGAGGAAGCUGCGGAAGUACUCGAAGCACAUAUUGUGUCCUCCUUGACGCGCCACACUCAGCAAUGCAUCCUUAUCGGUGACCAUAAGCAGUUACGACCAACGACGAGCACCUACGUGCUGUCGAACCGGUAUCGAAUGGAUCUGUCUUUGUUCGAGCGAAUGAUUAACAACAACUUUAACGUUGCCACGCUGACAGUACAGCAUCGAAUGCGUCCCGAGAUAGCAAACCUUUUGCGACCUACUAUCUAUCCUGUGCUGGAGGAUACUGACACAGUUAGGGUAUAUCCAUCUGUUGUUGGGAUGAAGCAGAAUUUGUUUUUCCUAACUCAUCGCCAACCAGAGGGAGGAUCGGCUGGAGAGCCAUCGGAUAAGCAAACUGAUGAUGAAUCUAAUGAUGCAAAAUCGAAAAAAAAUAUGUUUGAAUGCCGUUUUCUGCUAGCUUUGUGCGAAUAUUUGUUGACUGGAGGAGUGUACACUGCUAAAGAUAUCGUUAUUCUGACGGCUUACAACGGCCAGAUGCAGCAGAUGGUGUUGGAAAAGAAACGUCGUUCCGCACUUCAAGGUAUUCGAGUAGCAGUUAUCGAUAACUAUCAGGGCGAGGAAAGCAAAAUAAUACUACUAUCGUUGGUACGCAGUACUAGUAGUGACGUAGAUAACAUAGGAUUUCUUGCACAUAAAAAUCGUAUUUGUGUGGCACUUUCUCGGGCACGAGAAGGGCUCUACAUCGUUGGUAACAUGCGACUGUUGGCAAAAUGUUCCAAAACUUGGGCGGCUAUUGACCGUAAACUACGGGAACAGAAUUCCAUCGGUGACUCGUUACCCCUACAAUGUGUUAAGCAUGGGCAGGUUAUGGAGGUAAGUCAUCCGGAAGAAUUAGAAGCAUUUUCCAUAUCAGAUAGACAAUGUAUCUGUGUGGCUCCUUAAACCUAACUUCGUCAUGGUACAACUGGAUGACUGGAUUUUCUUUCCGAUGUGUAUGCACAUGAGAAAAUUUCAUUUCAAAUAGAGUAUCCAUAUUCCUUAUUUGAUUGAUUGUAUUCGUGUACAA